Quercus robur (English oak) is the source of this 684-nucleotide messenger RNA. Its product is annotated as basic leucine zipper 34-like. The record is from RefSeq and is a predicted model, not a curated record. The transcript has 4 exons. Bases 1 to 684 code for a protein of 227 amino acids. Gene Ontology annotation, cellular component: nucleus. Gene Ontology annotation, molecular function: DNA-binding transcription factor activity; DNA binding. Lineage: Eukaryota; Viridiplantae; Streptophyta; Magnoliopsida; Fagales; Fagaceae. Gene Ontology annotation, biological process: positive regulation of DNA-templated transcription.
AUGGAGGGAUUUAAUUCGAUAGUACCAACUCAAGGGAAUGAUGGCUCCAACACCUCCUUUAUUCCAUUUCCACCAUCGCAUGGAAAUGUUAGCUCUGGUAUGCCCUGCAACAAUGCAAGUGGUAGCUCUGUCCAAGGAGUUGCAGCUAUUGCAAGUGAGCCCAAAACUGAGAACCAGCAGGCCCCUCAAGGUCCUCGUGAACCAGAAUCCAACGUUGACCCCAAGAGGCUGAGAAGAAUUCUGGCAAGCAGGCAAUACUCGCAGAAAUAUCGACUCAAACAGCUUCAAUAUAUUCUGCAACUUGAAACUGAAGUGAAGGCUCUGCAGGCCGAAUUAGCGAUCAAUUCCCCUAGGAUUACAUAUAGUGAUCGCCAAAACUCACUUCUACGAGAAGAAAACAAUUCUAUGAAGCAAAAACUUGAUGCCUUCUCCAGUGAACUCAUGCUCAAAGAAGCUGAAUAUGAGGAUCUGAAGAAAGAAAGAGCAUUGCUGAUGAAGUUCUUUAGGAUUUAUCAACCAGAACUGCAAUUGCCAGAGAUGUUCGAAGCUAAUCAUCAACUGGCGAAUAUGGGCUUGAACCAACUUGAGAUCAAUGAUGAUUUCAUGGAACCUGGUGUGCCGCAGAUGCUGAACCAGAACCUGAACAAAUUUGGGGUUGGAGGGCCUUCUUACAACUUCAUGUAA